Molecule: messenger RNA, 7360 nt
Organism: Cyphomyrmex costatus
Lineage: Eukaryota; Metazoa; Arthropoda; Insecta; Hymenoptera; Formicidae
Product: Myosin heavy chain-like
Exons: 26
Coding region: 25-6249 (2074 amino acids)
Biological process (GO): actomyosin structure organization
Cellular component (GO): myosin filament; cytoplasm; myosin II complex
Molecular function (GO): actin filament binding; cytoskeletal motor activity; ATP binding
Source: RefSeq, a predicted model, not a curated record
CGGGACGUUUAGCGAGUGAAGAAGAUGUUUAACUUUAUGAAGAAGGCCGCGGAGAAGGACGAUAAGGAGAAGCGGAAGCGCGAAAAGAAGGAACGGAAGGAUGUCAAGAAGCGCGAUCGCAGCAGCAUGUCCGCGGAGGAGCUUCUGCGAUUGGACGAGGUCCGUAGAUCACUGAAAAUUCCCGGCCGUCGGAAGGAGAAGGAAAAAUUACCGAGUGGCAUCACCGCGGAUUACAGCGCGUCGUUUUUCGCACAUCUGGACCGCGAUCUUCUAGAUGCCUCGCAGAACGUAGGUCCAGGUGCGACGUUUAGUGCCGGUGCCAGCAGUUGGGCCACCAGAACACCCGACGGUUUGAUGCAGAGUGACUCGUCGGAGGCGUCUCUCACCUCUCUGACGACGACCACGACUACAUCGUCGACGACGACGAGUCACGCCGGCGGUCAAGCCGGCGGCAAAUGCCUACCGCCGUUACCGCCGAAACCGCCCAAGCGAGGAAUCCUCAAAGGGCCCAGAUUGACUGUCAACAACUGCACCACGAACGUUCUUUCGGAAGAGAACACGUUGCAGAAUGGUACCGAAACUAGUUACCAGGAAGCCAGUAAUCUACUGGUGAGAAACACUCUUCAGAACGAGGUGAUUACUUAUCAAAACGUACCGGCGCAUCUCAACAGCGUUCUGAACAAGGACGACUGCAGUGAAGAGGAAACGAUGUGUCAAACCGCGUGGCACAUCGUGCAACAACAAACGAUUCAGCAACAAUACCAGCAACAACAGCAGCAACAUCAAAUCGACGCCAAGUUGCUUCAGGUUGUCACCAGUGCUAGUCCAUCCGCGGAUUCCUUGACCGACACGACAAACUCGAGUUUCGCAACGCCACCGUUCAGCCUAUCGCCCGUUGGUGAGUCCCAGGGUUUCUCGAGGUGGCGGUCGUCGGUCUCCUUCGAAGAACAGGGAAUCGAACUGCAACUGCCAGAGAUCGUGCCGCUCGAGUUACCUGAGCCUAGGGAACUCACCAUCCAGAGGCAACCUCCACCGCGAAAUGAUUUUGGCUUCUCGCUCCGUCGCGCUGUGAUCGUCGAGCGAAUGGCAAACGGCGUCACGCAGAUGCGACCAGUGAUUUUCGCCGAACCUGGUGCUCUGGUGCAGCACAACAAUGACACGGGUCUAUUGCCCGGUGACAGACUGAUCGAGGUCAAUGGGAUCAACGUGGAUGACAAGUCGCGUGAGGAGAUCAUCGAUCUCAUCAAGAGCUCUGCCAGCAGUGUCACCGUAAAGGUGCAGCCAGUCGCCGAGCUAUCGGAAUUAUCGAGACGCGGUUGUGACGGACGUCAAGUUGAAUUGGCACCUGCAAAUAUCCGCAGCGGCACGCUUCGCCGGUCCGGCAGUUUGCGGUUUCAUCAAAAUAUAGCGCGAUCGGAAGAACAUUUGGCGCAAGAACAAGCAUGGUUAACUUCCGAAAAAGUUUGGUUAUUGCAUCGCGGUGGUUUCACUCCGGCCUCGAAAUGCGAUCCCGCCGAUCCCGACACAGGGAAACUGAGGAUCCGAUUGACCAUCUCCGGAGAGGAAUUGCUCGUGGACGAAGAAGACGUAGAGAAGGCCAAUCCACCUCAGUUCGACAAAGCUGAGGAACUCUCGCAAUUGCGAUUUUUGAAUGAAUCAUCCGUUCUCCACACGCUGCGACAACGUUACGCCAGUAACUUGAUACACACGUAUGCAGGAGACAGCAUGAUCGUUAUCAAUCCAGUCGCGCCUUUGGCGAUUUAUUCUGAAAAGGUCGCGCAUAUGUUCCGAGGUUGCAAAAGCGAAGACAUGCCGCCGCAUAUUUAUGCUAUAGCGCAGUCAGCCUAUAGAGGAAUGCUGGCAACACGCAGGGACCAUUCUCUAGUUUUCCUCGGCCGUAGUGGAGCGGGGAAAACGACGAAUUUUAAACACGCCCUUCAUUAUCUUGUGCUGGCCGCUGGUACGGUUAACAAGAUAUUAACAAUCGAAAAGCUAAAUGCACUAUUUACGGUUCUCGAGGCUUUCGGAAAUAGUAGAACGCAUAUGAAUUCAAACGCGACGCGUUUCACGCAGCUCUUCAGUCUCGACUUCGAUCAGUCGGGUCAAAUCGCAUCGGCUUCUCUACAAAUACUGCUGCUGGAGAAGUCAAGGAUAGGCCGACGAGCAAACGGGGAUCCGACGUUUCACGCUGUUUACCGUUUAUUAGCAGGCGCGGAGGGUGCACUGAGAAAAGAGUUACACCUCACGAAUCUAGUCGCCGAAAACAACCCCUUCGUCACGCCCUUGCAGAAGCACGAGGACAAACAGCGUGCUAUGGUCGAGUUUAAUCGUAUCGUUGCCGCGUUAAGAAUACUCGGCAUCUCCGAGGCUGACGAGAAAGUCAUUUGGCUGGUGCUGGCUGGCAUUUAUCAUUUGAGUUGUGCUGGCGCCGUGAAAGCUGGCACCAGUUCGCAGAGCAGGUGGCAGUUCGCGAGGGUCGAAUGCGCGGAGAAAGCCGCCAAUCUACUCGGUGCUACAGUGGAGGAACUGAGUCGAGUAGUGUUCUCGAAUAAUGGAGGAGGUGCCGGAACACCGAGCACCCCGAGACCAGCUCUGAGGACACCCAGCCCAACGGAACAGGGCAAGGAUGUCACGGGACUUGAUGCUUUGGAAGGACUUCUAGUCGGACUCUAUUCCGAAGUUUUCCACUGCGUCGCAGCUCUUAUCAACAAAUCCAUAUCAUCCGCUGUACAUACGGUAUCAUCUCUGCUGCUGUGUGAUUCGCCAGGUUUUCAAAAUCCUGCUUCGUGCGGUCGACAAACUGGUGCAACUUUCGAAGAUCUUUGCCACAAUUAUCUGCAGGAACGUCUGCAAUUACUGUUUCAUCAUACUACGUUGGUAGCUCCAAAAGAUAGAUACGUCCAGGAAGGUAUCGACGUAGAUUACGAAGACGAAUAUGAUGAGGAAGGCAUUGGGUCGCCUCAAGGUUUGGUUUCCCUCCUGGAUCGCGGGAGCUCGCAAAGCGCGACAAUGUUGCGAACUAGUCAAAGCGAUCUUAGCGGCGGCAGACAAAUGGAACGAAAAGGAUUACUCUGGCUGCUGGAUGAGGAGACUGUAUGUCCCGGAGGCAGCGACGAAACUUUUCUGGAUCGUUUAUUUUCUCAUUAUGGAGAUCGAGAUCACCAAAUGCUUCUGCGAAAAGCGCCUGGUAACAAUCAGUUCGUUUUACAACACCUGUUGGGAACAAAUCCUGUGCUUUAUACUGCCACCGGUUGGCUUAAAGCUACACGCGAGAAUCCCGUCGCCAAGAGUGCCAUUACGAUACUUCAAGAAAGUACAAGAGAACACGUGAGCAUGUUGUUCGUAAGUGCUCGGGGUGCUGGAGUUUCCGGUGCUCUAUGCAGCUCCAUGCCAGGACUUGAGGGCACGCAAUCGUUGAGGCGAGCCUCGAGCAUACGAAGAACAUUCACGGCCGUAAAAAGAAAGAAUAUUUGUCUACAAGUAAAAUUCACCGUAGAUGGUCUCGUAGAAACACUGCGGAGAACACGCGUGAAAUUUAUACACUGCCUUCUGCCUCAACACAACGCCGGUUGUACCGACAAUAAGAGUCUUCUCUCCGUGAAAUCGAAUCAGAGCGAGGACAGCGUCAUUAAUGUGCCUCUUCUGCGAUCACAGAUUCGCGGGAGCCAGAUAAUCGACGCUAUCCGCUUACACAAGGUUGGAUUUCCGAAGCAUAUGGCCUUAGGUGAAUUUAGACGUCGAUUCGGACUAUUGUCAAACGACGUGAACGCACGGCCCGGAAGUCCCGUGACCGAUGAACGCCGCGCCGUGGAAGACAUGCUGCUCACCGUUGACGUCGACCCCGCGUCCUAUCGAGUCGGUCAAAGUCAGAUAUUCUUCAGAUCUGGUACCCUGGAACGGUUAGAAGCUCAGAGGGACGAAAAGCUGACAGGUCACAUCAUUCUGCUGCAGGCGAGAUGCAGAGGCUAUUUAGCGCGACGCAAACUCAAUACUUUGAAACUGCAAGAUCUUGCAGUGCGAUGCAUCCAAAGGAACGUGAGGAAGCUAAUGUCCGUGCGAGAAUGGCCUUGGUGGAGAUUGUACGUGAAAGUCGCGCCCUUGUUGAACGUCCAUCGGACCGAAGAUCAGCUAAAGGCUCGUACGGAAGAGCUCGAGCUUCUCAGGGCAAAAGUGGAACGCUUAGAGCAGGAACGCAAUCACCUGAAACAUGACAAUGACAAGUUGGAGGCAAAGCUGAGCGAGAUGACUGCGGACUUCGCGGAGGAGCAUUCUACAUCGACGUUGGCGGCGGAAAGGAUUGAUGCUGAGACUUCGGAACGAUUGCGACUCGAGCGUGAAUUGCAAGAUGUAACUGAAGCUAACAAAAGUCUUCAACAGACCACCGAACGAUUGGAGAUGGAACUGCUCUACGCGAGGGCUGCCGAUUUGAACGGGGUCGCUUCCGAUGGUGAGGAAGGCGAGGAUGGUGGUGUUUAUAGACAACGAUACGAGCACGCUAUUCGGGAACUCGAAUUCACAAAGAGGAAAAUGGCGCAACAGCACGAGGAUGAUCUGGAGCAGCUGGUCGGAUUGAAGAAACAAUUAGAAAAGAAGUUGGCCGAUGCUUACGAAGAAGUGGAGGAGCAACGACAAGUCGUCGGACAGUGGAAGCGACGAGUUCAGAAACUGAACGGCGAGAUGCACGAUAUCAGAUUGCUGUUGGAGGAACAAACUGCUAGGAACAACCUCCUCGAGAAGAAGCAGCGCAAGUUUGAUUCGGAGACUCAAAAUCUGAUGAAUGACCUUAGACAAGAGAAAGCACAACGUGAAAGAUUAGCGAGGGAAAAAGAGAUCGCGAUCGCGGAAAAAUUCACAGUAGAGCAGAAUCUGAGCGACGCAAGAUUGGAAAUUGAGCUCAAGGAGGAAAGACUUCGUACAUUGACUCAAGAAUUAGAAGAACUAACUUUCGGCGGUAAAACGGAAGAGGAAGUUGCGCAACUGAAGAAAGCUAAACACGAGCUGGAGAAACGCGCGAAGGACCAAGAGGAAGAGUUGGAUGAUCUGGCUGGCCAAGUGCAGCUGCUCGAGCAAGCGAAACUCAGACUGGAGAUGAGUAUUGAACAGCAGCGCAAAGAAAUGCGUAAAGAAAUGCAACAACGUGACGAAGAGCUGGAGGACGUUCGUGGAAACGCGCACAAGAAGGUUAAAGCACUCGAGUCGCAGUUGGAAAACGAACACGAGGAAAGGACAAUUCUUUUAAGGGAAAAGCACGAAUUGGAGCGGCGUUUAGUAGCUCUAGAAGAACAAGAUCGAGCCGAUCGUGCGGCAGAAGCUGAGACCAUGCAAAGAUUGAAGAGAGACUUGAAGAGAACAAAGGCGUUACUGAGAGAUGCACAAACAAUGCUCGAAAGAUCCAAAGGUGAUUCGACGGGUAAAGCUGCGCUGCGUCAAUUGAAAAAUCAAUUGGAAGAUGCAGAGUGCGCUCGAGCAGUAGCGAUUAAAGCGAAACAAGCAUUGGAACAGGAGCUAAACGAAACGCAGGCAUCUUUGGAAGAAGCCAUGCGACAGCGUUCCGAGGCGGAGGAACGAGCCAAUGCGGCUAAUCGCGAACGUUCAGAAUUGUUGUCUCAGUUAGAAGAAAACGAGGAAGAGCUUGCUGAGGUCUUAAAGAAAUAUCGUGCUUCAGUGCAACAAGUCUCUGCGGAGCAAAGCCAAUUGCAAGAGGCACAAGUGCAAAUCGCCUCACUCGAAGCGGAGAAGUCGUCACUGAAGGACCAAUUAGCAGAACUAACGCAGAGAUUAGAAUCAGUGGAGCAACUCGGCGAUCCAACGGCAAACAGUCUUGCGACAAGACGCUUGGAGUUCCGUGCCAAAGAGCUUGAAAGUAAGCUCGAACUGGAACAGACUACGAGAGCACGUUUGGAGACGCAAAUAGCACGAUUGAAGGAAAGCGUUGACAAGUUACAAACGGAAUCAGCCUUACUCAGAACGAAGGAGCAGACCGCUCAGGAUGCGGCGAGACGGUUGCAACGUUCUUUACGCGAUUCACGCGACGAAGCUAGCGCUGCGAUAUCGCGAGAGCAGGAAGCCGUACGUGCUCGGCGUGACAUAGAAAAAUCUUUGGAAGCCGCGGAGGCUGAGACAAAGGUGGCUAGAGACGACCUCAGAUUGGCGCUUCAAAGGAUCGACGAUUUACAGAGUGCUAUUCAAGGGGAACUUGACUUGGACUGCAGCGAGGAAGCCACCAGCGAAAACAGUGACAGUGAUUGAUCCGAGCCAUCAUCGGACAUCGAGUCCGAUCAAAAUGAUGAAGGUACGACCGAAUCGGGAUCAAUGAAUCAGAUCGUAGAUGAACUUCCGCGCAUCCGAGACAUCGAAUAGAACGUGAACUCUGUAUAGCCGCCCCGUAUUUAACGUAUGACCGAAGAUGAAAGUGAUAAGACUAGAGUAACAGUCCGGAGAGAUGAAAGACUGCGAAAAUUACGAAGGGCGGCUAACUGCACGCGGUCACGAUAGAUUUUCCUUUUGUGCUACUUGAAUAACGCUACUGAAAGAGUUGGGCGUCCUUUCUUCAUUGUUGUAGGGAAUAAAGUCAUUUCGAAGGCGAAUGAAACUAGCGUAGAAGCUAGCGGUUGACGAAAUCAAACUUAUGAAAUAACGGGUCAUUAAGCUAAUUAAUUGCGUGGCCACUUUCUACGAGCGAUGAUAACUUUUUUUAGGUGCUAACUAUGUAUAAUUCCCUGAAAAUCUUGAUGUCGUGGCUAAUAUUUGUACGGCGCGUCUGGUCGUGCGUCCGCGGUGCUAUUAUCUUAUUCAUUUUUUUUAGAACGUCGAUGACAACGACGUCGUCCCUUUCCAGUCUUCCACAAGAAUUCGAGCCAUUUCUUCGCAAACGCGAAUGUGAAUGUUGAUGAGAAUUGCGCACAUUGUACUAUCGAACAAAAAUCGCAAUGUAGCAUCUUUGAUACGAGUAAAGAAAGAAACUUCAUAUCUUUUCGUUAGAAACUGUAAGUAGGAAUAUCGUAAUGCCUUGCGAAAUGACAAAUUGAAACUUUAUUCUCGGUUUUAAUACCGACGUUAAAUAAUUUAAAUUUUAGAUAUUCGUAUUUUUGUUCGACAGCACAUAUAUGCCGCAUGUAUAUUUUCUCACGUGGAAUUAGCUCGAGAACGAUCUUCUACAUAGGAAAAGGACCCAUUGCGCUUCUUAUCAUUGCGAUCCACUGCCUUCAGACUUAAUUACGUUUCAUAUUUGUAUAAUAAAACGGAAUGGAAAGAAAAGGAAAGCACGAUAGGGAGACAAGAAAUGCGUGCCACGACUCGAAUUGGGGCUUUGGUUUCGCGUGUAAGGAUUCUCGUGUAACUUAUUGCUUUGUAAAAUGCA